This is a messenger RNA of Gongylonema pulchrum, 541 nucleotides long. NCBI's taxonomy places the organism in Eukaryota, Metazoa, Nematoda, Chromadorea, Rhabditida, Gongylonematidae. The record is from the annotation of a GenBank genome assembly.
CAGAAGCAGCAGCAGCAGCAGUAGCAGCUGUGUGAUGCCCGUGGACAACGGCAGCCGUGGAUCGCACUACUCGGCGCAUGACUUCGCAACGUUUGGGCACUGCCAGUCCAAACUGGACACCACCACUGAUUUCGGCGAUAGCGAGGGCGUCGAUUGCUACAGCAACACGAAGAAGCCAACUUCGGCGUCAUCGGUCACACAGGUGCAGACGUCCACGCCGUCACCGAGCUACCCGUCGGCGAACUCGUGGCCCGGGUUCGGGAACAGAUAUGCGCAGGGCGAGGAUGUGCAGAUGCCCACCGUGGAUUCUCUGAAGUCACCAUGUGGUGGUAUCCCAUGCGAACUGCUCAUCCAGCAUCACAAGGCAAGAAGGCGUGUGUAUGUAUUCUCCUCAAAAAUGGCCAAUGAUGCUGCCGUUGGCGUGCGCCAGAAGAAAUAUGAGUCAAUAAUUGCGUGGCACGAAGCGAACUGUCGUCCGAGCACGUCCAGAGCAGAUUUCACCGAUGACUGUCAGGCAGCGAAAAAGAAACGGCGUAAUUUG